AUGCAGGGCUAUACCUCUCGGCAGUUUUUACCUCAGCUACGGUCUCUUGACAAAGCGCAGUCAUUGCAGCUACAGCCGCCACCGCAGCCUCACCAGCAGCAGCCACCGCAGCCUCCGCCGCAUCAGCCACCGCGGCCUCCGCCGCGGCAGACGUCGCAGCCUCCGCAGCAGCAGCCGCCGCCGCCGCAGCAGCCUCCACAGCAGAGGCCCUCGCAGCCUCCGCAGCAGCCGCCGCAGCCACCAGCCCGCCAGAGAGGGACCUCGCUCAUUCAGCGUCUACGCCAGCAGCUCCUGCGCCGCCGACAACUACAAGUGACGGCCCCCAGGAUCCGGCCGGUAGAGGCCGCAGGACUGUUCCGGCGCCAGCCAAGGCGGCAACAUCCAAGGGGGCAUACACCGCAGCCUCCGCCAGGGUCGCCGACACUGCCGACGCCUCCCCCGACACCGCCGGCCGCUCCGCAAAGACCGCCAUCGACCGCCGCGCGAAAGGUGACCCUCCAGCUAGCCACCUGGAAGCUAGAGCGGCUAGACAUCCCGCCGCCUGCUAGGACCAGGCCACCGAGGUAUUGCCUACACCCGUGGGACCUGCGGGUACGCCGGUACACCUCGCCGAGGUAUCAACGGGCGUCUCCACCGGCGAGGCCUCAGGAGCUGUCCUCUGGUUCAGAGUGGGAGACCCCCAGCCAGAAAGCGACGAGCCGCCAAUCCGAAGACAUCAACGGCAACUACUGGGGCCCAGAAAAGAAGACUCUGACGCAGCCCUCGCUCAUCUACCGAGAGCGAGUCACCGCGAAGUGUCGGACCACCCGGUGGACAAGCACGCAGCCGCCGCUCACAUACAAGGAGCGCAGUCCCUCUAAGUGA
Molecule: messenger RNA, 864 nt
Organism: Cyphomyrmex costatus
Lineage: Eukaryota; Metazoa; Arthropoda; Insecta; Hymenoptera; Formicidae
Product: basic salivary proline-rich protein 1-like
Exons: 1
Coding region: 1-864 (287 amino acids)
Source: RefSeq, a predicted model, not a curated record